This is a messenger RNA of Tuber melanosporum (Perigord truffle), 1423 nucleotides long. RefSeq lists its product as uncharacterized. The coding region runs from base 86 to 1186 and encodes 366 amino acids. Lineage: Eukaryota; Fungi; Ascomycota; Pezizomycetes; Pezizales; Tuberaceae. Gene Ontology annotation, molecular function: ATP binding; homoserine kinase activity. Gene Ontology annotation, biological process: L-threonine metabolic process. The record is from RefSeq and is a predicted model, not a curated record. The transcript has 5 exons.
GAACUCCAUAACACAGGGGUACAGGAACAUCUGCGCUCUCACCACACAUACCACAGGCAGAGGGGUAGAGGGAAGGAUUUCCAAAAUGAUUACUAUCAAGGUUCCCUGUUCUUCCGCAAACAUCGGUCCCGGCUUCGAUGUUGUUGGCCUCUCACUCUCCAUCUGGCUAACUCUCCAGGUCAACAUUGUUACCACUACCACCACCACCGAUACAACUCCCCCCCCACACACCCUAAACUGCAACAUCACUUACGAGGGCGAAGGCGCUUCUCACGUCCCGCUAGCUGCCGACGCAAACCUCAUAACCCGCACAGCACUAUACGUCCUCAAAUGUCACGGCCAACGCACAUUCCCGCGGACUACGCAUGUCCACAUCGUCAACCCCAUCCCACUCGGUCGCGGUUUGGGCUCUUCAGGCGCUGCAGUCGUAGCAGGCGUUCUCCUCGCCAACUCCGUCAGCAAAUUAGGUCUUAGCAAGGACCGUAUGAUGGACUAUUGCCUCAUGAUCGAGCGACAUCCGGAUAACGUCAUGGCGGCCAUGAUGGGCGGGUUUGUCGGUAGUUAUCUUAGGGAGCUAGAUCCCGCCGAUAUGGAGAGGAAGGAGAUCCCACUUGCGGAAGUGUUGCCGGAACCAGCGGGGGGGAUAAAUACCGGGUUGAGGCCCCCCGAGCCCCCCCUCGGGAUUGGACACUAUAUCAAGUUUGGAUGGGCGAAGGAGGUUAAGGCUGUUGCUAUCAUCCCGGAUUUUGAGGUCUCGACCGCAACCGCUAGGGAGGUCUUGCCGGAGGUUUAUUCUAAGAAGGACAUGGCUUGUCUCUCGCCCAUAACUGGGACUUCUGGAAUAUUCAACCUACAAAGACUCGCUGUCUUAACCACCGCACUAACUCGCUCCCCUCCGGACGCGGAAUUGAUCUUCCAAGCGAUGCAGGAUAAAGUUCACCAACCCUACCGCAAGCACCUUAUCCCAGGACUCCCAGAAAUACUCGCCUCCGUAACCCCUCAGUCCCACCCGGGCCUCUUGGGAAUCUGCCUCUCCGGUGCGGGACCUACGAUACUGGCGUUGGCAACCCACAAUUUUGAACAUAUUGCGGAGAUGAUCAUGGCGAGGUUCAAACAGGAGGGUAUCACGUGUAGAUAUGAAUUGCUUGAGCCAGCGUACGAGGGGGCGCAGGUUAUCGAAUCUUAAUCUUGAGAACCUUUGUCCGUCCUUGUUAGAUGUUGAUAGAUGGGUGGAUAGAUGGCAGCUGUAUAAAGACGGGGAACAUGUGUUGAUAGAUUUUUUUCCCAUCCUUUCUUUGCUUUGCUGGCUACAGACACCUUUUAUUCUUGCACCGAGGGUUGCGGACGAUGGAGAUAUGGAAUUGUCGAGGUUCGAUUAGAAGGUGUGACGCGGGGCAACCAUGAAUCCAUUGUUUGUAAAGAA